UUUGUUGCUGGAGAAUCAUUCACAUCGUGAGUUUCUCCAAAGUAACAUCAGUUUUCAUCAAGUCAAGACGUAAAUCAACAUGAUGGCAUCUAACUUAACAAAAGUUUUCUUGGUGAUUGCAUUCGCGCUUCUGAUUGCUGGAAUGCUUGACCAAGCUGAAGCCACAUACAGGAAACCGCCAUUCAAUGGGUCCAUCUUUGGAAAACGUGGUCUUAACCAAGACUACGACGCAGCUGGUAAGACUUUGUCUGCAAUGUGUGAGCUUGCAAGUGAAGCUUGUCAGGCCUGGUUCCCCCAGCAAGAGAAAUAAACACAUUUUGUAACUUAGCUGACAUUUUAUCCUAAAUAUGCAUAAAUAAAUACUAUUGGCAAACUAUAA
This is a messenger RNA of Dalotia coriaria, 379 nucleotides long. RefSeq names its product neuropeptide SIFamide (gene SIFa). Lineage: Eukaryota; Metazoa; Arthropoda; Insecta; Coleoptera; Staphylinidae. Bases 80 to 310 code for a protein of 76 amino acids. The record is from RefSeq and is a predicted model, not a curated record. The transcript has 2 exons.